This is a messenger RNA of Auanema sp. JU1783, 1329 nucleotides long. The record is from the annotation of a GenBank genome assembly. Lineage: Eukaryota; Metazoa; Nematoda; Chromadorea; Rhabditida; Rhabditidae.
AUGGGGAGGAAAUAUGAAAAACGUGAAAAAUCUCGAGGCAAGGAAAAGCAUGAAACUUCUGAGCCAAGAACAACUCGUGAAAAUGCUCCUUCCUUAUGUGGCUGUCCUGUGCCGGAGCCGAUUGAAUGUGCAGUAGGAAUGACUGCCGAGGAUUGUGACGAGGGUGUGGUAAUGGAAUGCUCGAAUGUUCGCUGUCCUUAUGUUGAGACUAAGAUACACUUACAAUGUUUCCGGGCUUUUGAGGAUCAUCUGGUCAAGCUGAUGAGUAACAUAGGAUCGGCUCGCGGUUGGACUGAUGCACAACGAAGAUCUAACCUUUGGGAAAAAAAAGGACAAUCUUUAGUUGCUAAGGUGUGUCGAUGCCGUUGUGGUUUAGGAACAACUAGACGGGACGAUAUCAUCCUAUAUAACCAAAAAAAAACCGUUGCUCCUCCUGUCAACGUCACCCCUGCUACGAAUCCAAGAAAAAAGAAAACUAAAGAGCUUCCUAAACUCAAUUUUGGAGUUAUGAAAACAACUGGAAAUUUGGAAGAAAAAGGACGACCAAGAAAAACAAGCAGAAGACGAGAGGUUUCAUCAUCAACUGUUUCCUCGGUUAGCCAUCUUUACAAUCAUGAGUACGAGUAUAUCCGUGAUUCUGUUACUUAUCACACAGACUCGACUGCGAUAUCAGUAAUGUCCUACAAUCCAAAUGACAUCGAUGAUAAUAUGUCCGACUGUUCGCGAAAUGAAGUCUUCUAUGACUCACAGGAAUCGCCUCAAAAUGCAUCGUCAACGAAACUAUCUAAAUCAUACGCAUCAGCUAUAAAAACUAGCUCGGUAGUGUCGGAAGAACAUGUAGAAGCGAUAUCUGUGGACAGUGGAGUUGAAAUGAAGAGCUCAGCAACUACCGUCUCCGACUGCUCAGAUGACAUUCCGAAGAGUUUGUCGAUGACUGUAUCUAACUGUUCGGAAGACUCACCCAAGGAACUUCUUUCUCCUGAUAUUGUUCCUGAAACGCCAAAAAGUAGCAAGAAAUGGACUGAAAGGAAAAAAUCAGAUAAAAAUCUGAAUUCGUUCCUCGACUUCGAAAUAGGCGUGUCAACUACCUCGACACCGCUGGUGCCUAAGCAAAAUGCUAGAAUUUUUUCUGAAUUGUUGGUUCCUAAUAUAGCUUUGACAGAAGAACUAACCCAUUACUUUUCUAUAAGAGAAGACUUGGACAUUUCUGAAAUCCCUGAAUGGGAUCUCUUCACCGGGUCAAACUUCGGUAUAGGAGAAACAAUCAUAGGACUAACAGCUUUACCAGGAUUUUAUAACUCUUUCCAAGAGAACAUUCAAGUUGUGUAG